Molecule: messenger RNA, 682 nt
Organism: Oryza sativa Japonica Group (Japanese rice)
Lineage: Eukaryota; Viridiplantae; Streptophyta; Magnoliopsida; Poales; Poaceae
Source: RefSeq, a predicted model, not a curated record
AAGCACACCGAGGUCGCCGCAGAGGCAGCAGCCGUCAGCCACCACCCACCGCGACCGAGGAAGAAGAAGAGAGGAGAUCAGGAGGAGGGGAAGAGGAAGUAGGGAUGGGUUUCGUGAUGGAGUUCGCGGAGAACCUGAUCCUGCGGAUGAUGGAGGACCCGGGGAAGCGGGACGCGGCGCAGCGGGAGCACGUGUACCGGAUGAAGGAGCGGUGCGAGCGCACCAAGGCGGCGUGGAGCCUCCCGCUCCGCCCCUACGGCUUCUGGACCUUCGACCGCUUCAACUCCCAGCUCUCCUGGGAUCCCCAGAUCAGCCACGCCCCCGGCCGCCGCGACCCCUACGACGACGUCCUCCACCGCCACUCCAACCCACCCCCCUCCUCCUCCUGAUCCCCCGAUUCGAUCCGGAAUAGAUGCCGUUCGUGAGGAAGUGUGGUCGCAAUAAGAAACCCGUUUCCAUCCAAAUGACGUCUUUGAAAAUUUUAUCCUUGAACUACCGUGCUUUGGUCAUAUGCUUUCUGUUUGGUUAAAAGCUCAGAUCCAGAAGGUCUUAGAGAGGCCGUUCUGUAUUUCCGUUCUUGAUUUUACUGUUCUGUAUGGCUGUACCACAGAAGGUUUUAAUAAUCGCACUGAGGAAUUGCUUGCGUCAUUAAAAUUUGAAAACCAUUCCAAUUGUUGUGGUA